AUGGCCAGUGCUGCUGUUGUUGUCAUUGCUGUUGCUGUUACCAUUGUUGUUGUUGCUAGUGUUAUUGCAGUUAUUACAAUUGUUGCUGUCAUUACUGCUGUUCUUGUUGUCAUUGCUGCUGUUGUUGUUGUUAUUGUUGUUGCUGUUGUUGUCAUUACUGCUGUUGUCAUCAUUACUGCUGUUGUUGUUGUUUUGGUGAUUGUUGUUGUUGCUGCUGCUCAUAUGCUCAGACACAUUUUGUUACUGAUGUUAUCAUCGGAAAUGUUUAUAUCAUUGUUCAGAAAUGACAUAAUACUAACUUACUGCACUAAAAUAUGUAGGCUGCAUACCUUCAGAGAGCUGGUCUCAACGUCCUGGUACUUGAACGUAGACACGUCAUUGGUGGAGCUGCAGUUACAGAAGAAAUUAUCCCAGGUGCUUUCAGCAGUCACCACAGACUGCAACUUAUCAAGAUCUUGUCUCAAUGUUAAUGCUCAUUGAAGUAUAUCAGUGUAUAACUUCUAGAACAUAUAUCUUUUUCUAGGAUUUAAAUUUUCUAGAUGUUCCUAUGUACUUAGCUUAUUAAGACCUCAAAUAAUGAAAGACUUGAAGCUUAAGGUACUCAGUGCUUAUUACUCAUCCCUUUUAGACUACUUAUUGGUUCAGAAAGGUAUAUAUAAAUAGUUAUUCAUUGAAUAGUAACUCCUCUUCGUUUAAGGAUUUUGGGCUGAAACUGCAUUUUCGGGAUCCAAAUUACUUUACACCAUUGGCGGAUGGCCGUUUUCUCUUGCUGGGAUCAGACGAGGAGAAAAAUUACAAAGAGAUUUCAAAAUUUUCUAAGCCAGAUGCGAAGGCAAGGAUAGAUCCCCCAAUUAUCCCUGACUGGGAUUUGCGUAGGGUUGUAGGCUGCAUGUUUUUGUAUGUCAGAAAUUACGUUGCAAGUUACAGCAAAAAAUACCUCGUGUAAUAAGCCCUUACUAUACCUUUCUUAUUUAUGAAUGCGAUAUCUUUGUAUCAUUUAGAUGUUGCCAAAAUAUGAAGCUACGCUUAGUAGAUUAGGUAUAACGGUAUAACCUAUAUUACUUUUGGCGCUUUUUAAGAAACGAAACACAUUGAGAUCUGAAUUGAACUUAGGAAUGAAAAUUGUGGUUGCGUCCUGUGCUUCUGGUUAAUUCUACCAAACACUGCAUGCAGAUUCUCUCCGCGAGUACUCUUCCUCUUAUUAGUAACACUGGGUCAAUAAGUAGUUGUCCUUACUGGACCUCUGGGGAGAAUAGGUUGUAAUGGAUAGGGUUAUCCACUAGUCUAAAAUAAAUUGUCUCGUUUACAACCACACAUGGAUCUCUGUUGAGAUAAAAACUUUGACAUUGCGAUGUUUGUACAACGGCACGAGUGUCAAUAUCAUUUUAUCUUUAAACACAGUGGAAGCGAUCGGACCAUUUCUUGACAACCCUCCUGUGGACAUCAACGCCCUUCUUCAUGGUUCUUUGCGAGAGAGAAUGGACACCUUACCUUCGUUUAGAGCUUUGAUAAAAACAGGCAAGCACGCAUUAUUCUCACGCUUUUGAUUGAAGUAUAAAUAAUCCUUUCUUAUCUUGUGCUUUUUAAACAAGUAGAAAUUAUUCUUCUAAUUUGCGUUUUAAAUACUGACAUGUAGUACGAAAGCUUGGCGCAGAUCUCCCGUUGUUCUACGACCUUCUCACUGCUCCAGCAACAAAGAUAAGUAUUUUACGAGAAGAAGCAAGUAGCAUUUUCGUGAAUGAGUUAUAAAAAAAGAUUAUUAGGCCGCGAAGAUUGGGACGUGUCACUCCCAACUGCGUCUAACAUUUUUUAAACAGUCACUAGAUAAACAUCUGAUCGUUCCGUUCAAGGGAUACAAAAGUCCAGUACAUCAUUCAAUUGUACACUAUUGACACGUAUUGUAAUAAAUUGAUGUUGUUGGCUGUUGUUUUGUUGUUGCUGCUGCUGUUGCUGUUGCUGUUGUUGUUGUUGUUGUUGUUGUUGUUGUUGUUGUUGUUGUUGUUGUUGUUGUUGUUGUUGUUGUUGACAAUGACAAGUGCAUCAUUUAUCGAAACGAAGGGUUUUGUUGAUUAUUUUAAUUGGUCUUGUUGGUUGUUUGAUUAUUUUGUAUUCUCGUGCACGUUCUAGACAAAUGGUUUGAAUCAGAGCCGUUGAAGGCUUGCUUGGCAAUGGAUUCUAUCAUUGGAGCAACUGUCAGCCCUUCCACUCCUGGUAGUGCGUAAGUAAUACACGUUUUGCUUACAACUUCGGGCAAACAAGAACGCAUUAUUUUGCUAAUACAUUUUAUUUAUAAGUAAAUUUUAUUUCAGCAAUGUAAUAAAAUUUUUAAAACACUUCCACAGUAAUGUUUCCUGUUCACCAGGACUUAACUUUUUGCACGUGCACACCGUUCUAAUUAUUCCAUACAAAGUGAGUACACGAUAGCUCAACACACAGAAAAAUGAACUGGGGCUGAAUGUGCACGCGUGGUUGUACCUAUUUUUAUAUUUUCAGAUAUGUUCUUCUGCAUCAUGUCAUGGGGGAACUUGAGGGACGUAAGAGUGCAUGGGCAUACGUUGAGGGUGGUAUGGGGAAAUUAUCUCAAGCAAUUGCUGACUCGGCCACUUCAAUGGGAACCACAGUAUUGACAAAUAAGGUAUUACACUCAUAAAUCAUAGAUCACAAAUUCAUAUCGAUCAUCAACCUCGUUCCCAGGUUCUCCUCUCCUUUCCACUAGAAACUAGAAAGCCCUGGGAACGAGGUCGAUCGAUCACUUGAGCGCACAGGAUUUAUCGAGACUCAUCAUCGUCCCGUCAAGCAUGAUCAGGAGAUAACUUUAGUAUUUAGUAACAUCAGCAUAACCAUCGAUUCAUUCCUUGACUACUAUGAAUUUCUAUAAUCGAUUUUGCUUGAUUUCUAGCCAGUGAAGUCGUUUCUCUUGCAAGGAGAGUCAAAAACGGCAGUUUCUGGUGUAGUGUUGGAAGACGGCACAGAGAUCAAGGCAAACAUUGUGUUGUCCAAUGCAACACCAAAAAUAACUUUCCUGGAUCUAUUACCUGAGGUUAAUCGUUUGUUUUGUUUUGUUUUCUUUUCUUCCAAACCCCUCAAUUUAAAUGAUGUUAACAAUUUUGCUCUGUAUUCAGGCCAGUUAUUAUCUCUCCACCCCUGAGAUAAUUUUGAAAUACUAGGUACCCCACCCCGCCCCCACCCUCCUCUGUAAGGCUAAUGAAAGAACGCAACAAAACGAAGCAAUACCAUCAACCUGAUCAUAGAUUUAUUUGCUCUUUUUAGGGAGUUUUAUCAGAAGAGCUUCACAAGGAUAUUUCAUGUUUUAGCUAUGAUUCACCUGUUACAAAAAUUAACGGUGAGGAGCAACAGUAUUAUAGUUUUUCAGAAACAUUAGUUAACAAUUUUCUCUACUAAUUUCAGUAAUUUGUAGGUUUGUAGCUUCUCAACGAAAGGCAAUUUCUCUCUGAGAACCAACCAUUUUAGUUUUGUUGUUUUAUUAUGUUGCUACUCAAACUAACUAAUUGCUUCGCAGUUGCUGUCGACAAAUUACCAAACUUUUUGGCACGACCAAAUAAAGAAAGCGGCGAGGCUUCAGAUCAUCACAGAUGUACUAUUCACAUAAAUACGGAAUCAAUGGCAACAAUAGAAAAAGCUUACACAGACUGUUUGCAAGGAAGACCCUCAGAUAGGUAAUUGAAAUUAAGAAAGUGUGCACGAAGUGAAAGUUAUACCAUUCAAACCAUCCUCGUCCCCAAGCCCAGCUCGCAUCACUGCGAGAGCCGUGCGAGCUGGACCUGGGGACGAGAAUGUAUUUGCGAUGUAUAUGUACGGCCUUACCUUGUGGAACCGUCCGUACACAAGCAUAUUUUGCCACAUAAUGAAUUGAAGCUAUACACACAAGUGACACAACUACAAUAUUCAGGGGUUUUUUCAGGGAUUUUUUAGGGCCGUUAAACGGCCCCAAAAACUCAAUCUUGAAUUGAGUUUGAAACUCAAUCUUCUCACCAAAGUUUUAGUGCAGUAAAAAUGAUGUUGUUUGAGCUAAAUUCGUGACGUGUGGAAAUUAGUUUUCAGUUGGAAACCCGUCAAUUAAAAAAAAUGGCUGGAAUUCAUCUCACAACACAAGAAAAACUAUGCAUUCGCCAUCUUUAACCAAUUUAUAGUGUCCCUUAGUGCCCGUGCUUUAACACAUUCCGUCUCAACUACAUUUAUGGAGUACAGGUGUCAGCCCCCCGGUAGGGUGGGGGGGGGGGUGCAGCCACCCCAGCUGUUCAGCUAAACUCAAUCUUCUCUGCAAAAACGGACCCAAGAGAAAAUCCUGAAAAAAACCCUGAUAUUGUAUAUAUUGUUAAUAUAGACCGCUAAUCGAAAUGUGCAUUCCUUCAUCCCUGGAUCCAACCCUAGCUCCCCCUGGCUGCCACGUGUUAUCCCUGUUUAUCCAGUAUACCCCGUAUCACUUGAAGGAUGGCACGUGGACUGACGAAAAACGAAAUGCUUACGCUGAUAAAGGUGAGCACUGUAAAUUAUUAAGUCCGUCCUCUGAAAUAUGCCACGGAUAAGAUUUAUUAGUUGGGCUGGAAUUUCAAAUGAGUUUACUACAUUACUUACACUGUGUUUUGACUUAAAAAUAUAACCCUUCCACUCUAUAAACCGCCUCCUUCUCUAUCUAAUAAGCUUCUCCCCCCCCCCCCUCCGUUCACGGUAAUUGAGAAGAGGUUCUCCCUAAUUAGAUUACUCGUUACCUUGUGCGCCCGGUGACGUGUAUGGCUAUUAAAUGUCAGUCGCAUUUUAUUCCAUCAUCGAGUUUUUGAUAUACAAAUACACUAACUGAUUGUUGGCAAGGUUUAAGCUUAUUUUUAUCAGCAAAUAUAUUAACACUGGUGUAAAGCUGCCUGUCAAAUUGGUGCUCUGCAAAUCCCAUUUUAAAGCGCUGGCAAAAACAAGUCAAGGUUAAAUAAGUUGACCUAGCCCACACGUGAUGACACGAAUGCAGUUCCCUUUCAGCCUUGCUUCUUUCACUUCAGUCUGCGAACUGCGUCAUUGCGGUCAUUCGAUUGAUCUGGACUGGGUUUAUCAUCUGCGCACAUUCUGACCUUGUCAAGACUGAGAGAAGAUCGCUGAAUAUUGGGAGAAUGGCAUCAACAGUGACACAGUUGUUUCUUUUCGCUCUUAGCAUUGCUCUAAGCCAGGCUACUAAUGAAAUCUACAGUGGUGAUGAGCUAACACCAAGUCCGACCUUGAGUUCGACGGAGAUUUCACGAAACUUGUCAAAAUCCCUAACUCAACUUGCGCUAGCUGUGGCAAGGUCAGCCUAUCUGCCGACCGACCGUUUCUCAAGGAAUGGCACGAUUAUGGAAAACCCAUCUCAUUUCGGCAAAAGCUGGGUACGGUGUCCAAAAGAUAAACCUGAAAUGCAAGUUGGCCUGUGUUAUAAACCGUGUAAUGCAUCAACUUGGGCUUUCGUCAAAGGUGUUGGGCCUGUAUGCUGGGGUUGCCCCAAGUCGCAUCCGGUGGAACAAGGAGCGCUGUGCUAUAAACAAUGUCCUGCUCGGAAACCGAAAGGAAGAAUGUUUUUUAUGUUUUGGUGACUGCCCGAGUGGUUACCGGAAUGACGGGCUGACAUGCUUCCGUGAUGCCCGUUUGCGGGCUGCCAACAACGCCGCCUGUCCAUGGUACGAUAAAUGCGGGCUCACUUUCUCGCGUGGAUGUUCUAAAUGUCCCGCGGGAUAUAAGAACGAUGGAUGUGUAUGUCGACGAAAUCCUCACGUUACUGUGCGCCCGCGUUAUCAUAGAGGCGUCGGUAUCGUCAUGAAAUCCUACGGCCGAGGUGUCGGAGUAUUGCCGAACUUUUUACGAUAUGAUCCGACGAGUGAACGAGAGGCGUGCCGAACAAGGGAUUGGAACGGAACUGCAUUCGUGAACAAAGACACAGAAGUCGUGAAGUUCGUAAAUCACCGUCAGAAGAUCGUAGUGUUCGGCUUCCGAGGCACAGAGGUGAAGAGCGCUUCUGAUUGGUUGGCGAACUUAGACUUUCGUCCUGAGGAAUUCUGGGUAAACAACACACGUUUGAGAGCUCAUCGUGGGUUUAAAAAUAGAUAUGACAACAUUGCAAGUUGGUUCGAGAAAGAAUACCUGAGCAUACCCAGGGAAUAUUUGAUUUUACUCACAGGACACAAUCAAGGAGCUGCUCAAGCGAGCAUCGCGUCCGUAUUUGCAGCAGGGAAACUGGCGCGACCUCCAAAUGCUGUCAUCACAUGGGGAAGUCCAUUGACGGGAGCAUGGAGUUUCAGAAAAUUUUACCGGAAGUACGUUGGUUGUCACGUCACAGUCAAUUACAUCACAAAAGGAGAUAUCGUUGCAUCGUUACCAAUGAUACAUGGCUAUGCGCAUGCGUGCGAUGUCGUAGAACUCGAACCCAAGCACGAUGACUUCAUCCGCGCACACAGUCUGUAUUCUGGAUACGGAGAGGGAUUGGAACUAGCAUACGGGGAUACACAAGGAAUGAAAAGUGGCUGCGAUGUUCCCAUGACAACCGAGAAGGGCGUAUCCGAGAACGACGUAUCCGAAAAUGUCUUUGGUUAUUAUUAA
This is a messenger RNA of Paramuricea clavata, 6576 nucleotides long. NCBI's taxonomy places the organism in Eukaryota, Metazoa, Cnidaria, Anthozoa, Malacalcyonacea, Plexauridae. The record is from the annotation of a GenBank genome assembly.